Tribolium madens (black flour beetle) is the source of this 2775-nucleotide messenger RNA. RefSeq names its product sprouty-related, EVH1 domain-containing protein 2 (gene Spred). Gene Ontology annotation, biological process: multicellular organism development; negative regulation of MAPK cascade. Gene Ontology annotation, molecular function: protein kinase binding. NCBI's taxonomy places the organism in Eukaryota, Metazoa, Arthropoda, Insecta, Coleoptera, Tenebrionidae. The transcript is spliced from 7 exons. The record is from RefSeq and is a predicted model, not a curated record. Gene Ontology annotation, cellular component: membrane. The coding region runs from base 133 to 1293 and encodes 386 amino acids.
ACUAACUGACAAACGUUAAUUUAGUUCAAUGGAUUGUCCCCGUGUUGUUUAGUUGGAUUUGAUGUUGUGCAAAAAUGUGGUUGUCAAACAAAACAUGGACUUUCAACGUUAGGAUAUUUCACACGACGAAUCAUGACCGAGUCAUUUGAGGAUGGCAAUUACUUGGUGCGCGUGCGUGCACAGGUGAUGUCAAGGGAUGACAGCUCAGGGGGCUGGGUUCCGCUGGGAGGUGGGGGUCUCAGUAACGUAUCGGUUAGAAAAAGGCCUCGGCCUUCCCCAUCUACCGCCCCUGGGCCUGAUCCUUCGAGUAAACCCAAACAUGAUUACCUGAUUUAUGGAAAAAGGAUAAGUGAUCAAUCGAUUGUAUUAAGUUGCACCAUCAAAAAAGACUUUGAGUACAACAAAGUUAUGCCAACUUUUCAUCACUGGAAAACAGGGGACAAAAAAUUUGGACUCACAUUUCAGACGGCUGCCGAUGCUAGAGCUUUUGAUAAAGGAGUACGAACCGCCGUAGAGGAACUGCUGGACGGAUUCCUACAUGGUUUUGCCGAAACUUCUCCUUCAUCACUGCUACAAAAAUAUUCAAAAGAUGUGGACGACGACGUGUUUAUGACUUUGAAUCUUCCACAUGAACCCAAAGAUUCCCGCAGUUCCAGUGAUUCAAGCUCGAAAGGUACUGAACACCUGCAAAGGGUGAACUACAUCGGGCGGGACAAACCUCUCGAACCUCGGCAACCCACUUUUGAUCCCAUCAAAGGUGGCGACAAAGGAGAAAACUAUUCGUACGUGCAAUUGACUGCGGUCCACGAGUACAUCUACCCCGUGGUGGAAGAGCAGCACAAGGUGUCGAUCGGGCGUCGCGAAUCCGGUUCGAGUUUGAAAAAAUGCAGUCCAGAACUGUCGGCUCAGCAGCCUCCUUUGCCGUUGAAAGGCAAGCCGAAAAAGCCACCAAAGACUCAAAUUCGCUGUAGACAUUGCCACGAGUUGUAUUUUGAAGACAAAAACCCGAAAGGGUCUUGUGAAUACGCCCCGGACUGUAUAAAAUCAUCGAUAAACACGAUCACUUGCAUCGGAUGUGCACAGUGUAUAUGUUAUCAUUGUGCGGCAGACGCGGAGGGCGACUUCGCGCAGCACCCCUGCGAGUGCACCAACGAAGAGAACUGCUCGAAACGGUGGAUUUGUCUGACGGUUUUAUCUAUACUCGUUCCGUGUCUGUGGCUCUAUCCUCCGUUGAAGAUCUGUCAUUGGUGCGGCAUCAGAUGCGGCAUGUGCGGAGGCCGACACAGCAUGUGAUCCAAAACACAUUAUAUUUUACGAUAUUAGUUUUACUUGCUCUUUAAGCAUACAAAUUUAUUUUUUAUAUGGAAUUUUUUUAUUUAUUUAAUAUCCAGAUUUCAUAUUAUAUAGAUUAAAAAUGUCUGUGAUUUAAUAUAAGCAUUUCAUAGUAUUAGACAAAUCAAGUUUUAUUUUGCUUGGAGAAGUAUAUGUUCUUUUACCAGUAGCUUUAAAAUUGAUAUCGUAAAGUAACGAGUGAUGUUUAAAAAACAGUUUAGUGCUCAACAAGAAGGGUUGUGAACACUGAAAAUGAACAAAGUGUCUCCACACUUAAUGUAAUGUUACAAGACUGUUCAUUUAUAAAUUUUUUAACUGUCCUCAUUACUCUCUGUUGAACGUUUUUUAACCUGAUAUUCUUUCGAUAUCGUCAUUUUGCAUUUAUAUCCCAAAUUAUGUUGUGGCCUUGUGUAUGUUUACUACAUUUCAUUUAUCAAUUUGAAGAAAAAUGUUAACGAACUUAACGCCAAUCUAUGUACCCUAUGAAUGGUCGAUACUUUACAUGAAUGGUACUAGAAUGUACUGUUGUACUGCCGAUUUGACGUAAAGAUAGUUUGUAAAUAAAGGCAUCAUAGUAAUGACAAUAUACAAUUAAAAAAGCAGUCAAAAAUGAUGAUGAAAACUGACGAUAGGAUGUGAGAUAUCUAUCCAUUGGUCAAAUAUCACUAAACAAAUUAAUGUUUUAUAUCAUAGAUUAUAAUACCGUCACCAUUGACCGGUAUUUUAAACACACGAAAAACAAGCAUUGAACAAUCGAUUUUGUUUAAAGCUUGUUUUCAGAUUAUAAGAUAUACCUAAUAACGUUUUCAUUCUCCUAAAUUUUUAUUAAAAUUUCAAAUUUUUUCAAUAAUGUGUAAUAUAUUUAACGUUAAAUGUGUCCAGGGUCCCAAUAUUAUGGAAAAAAAAUUAUAACCAAAUCGUUAUGAAUUGUUACACAAGUUUAUAACGAUUUGUUUAUUGUGUAAAGAGAUAUAUUUUAAAAACUAACAACAGUUUUACAAGCAACUUAUCGAAAAAUUAUUUUUAUUGUAAAAUUGACUCCACUUACCCAAGGGCUCAGGGUGGGUGUUGUUCAUUUUUACAAAAAUAAACACACUUCAAUUUAUUACAAUUUUUUCGAUAAUUCCUAUUUAUUAUAAAUAAUGUUGUGCUACUUUUAAAUCAGAAAAGUUUUAUUAAUGUUUCUGAAAGUUAUAGUUGCUCUGUGAAUAUGUUGUUCGUGAAGAUGUAAAAUGUUGAAAUCAAUAACUUUUGAUUGCGAUAUUUUACCUGUACAAAUUCACUUUGUUGUGAAAUAUGCAAUCGAGUAGAACUUGAUUACAUAGUUUUUAAAUGGUCAGUGUAAUAUUUGUAUAUAUGUUAAAGUAUGGCUUGUAUUGAAACAGAAUUGUGUGAAUGAUAUUUUAAAUAUAUAAGAAUAAUAAUAAAAAAAUAUGUUACUAA